Molecule: messenger RNA, 8405 nt
Organism: Corapipo altera (White-ruffed manakin)
Lineage: Eukaryota; Metazoa; Chordata; Aves; Passeriformes; Pipridae
Gene: SYNM
Product: synemin
Exons: 4
Coding region: 70-4704 (1544 amino acids)
Biological process (GO): intermediate filament cytoskeleton organization; fast-twitch skeletal muscle fiber contraction
Cellular component (GO): sarcolemma; neurofilament cytoskeleton; costamere
Molecular function (GO): vinculin binding; structural constituent of muscle; intermediate filament binding
Source: RefSeq, a predicted model, not a curated record
UCCCGCAGGAGCCGCGCAGUGCCCGCAGCCCCGGGGCCACCGCGGCUCCGACCCCGCCAACCAGGCAAGAUGUGGCGGCGCUGGGAAGCGGGAUGGGACGAGAAGAGGGAGCUGCAGGAGCUCAACUCCCGGCUGCGGGUGUUCGUGACCCGCGUGCGGGAGCUGGAGGAGGAGAACCGCUUUCUGGCGCGGGAGCUGGCGGAGCUGCGGGAGCAGGAGCUGAUCGGGCUGCGGGUGCCCGAGCAGGAGCUCGCCUGGCUGCGGAUGCAGCUGGAGGAGCUGAGCCGGGCGAAGCUGGAGGCGGAGCUGGAGCGGGACGGGCUGCGGCGGGAGCUGGAGGAGCUGCGGGCGCUGGGCGCGGAGGUGCUGGGGAUGCGGCGGCGCCUGGAGCCCGAGCUGGCCGGGCAGCGGGCGCUGCUGGAGCGGCUGCGGGGCGAGUGCGUGGCCCUGGAGGAGCUGCUGCUGGAGCUGCAGGCCGAGCACGGGCACAUGGCGGAGCGGCAGCGGCGGGAGGCGGUGGAGAUACGGGAGCUGCGGCUGAACCUGGCGGCCCUGCCGCCGCCCUUGGCCGGGCUGAGCCUGGAGGAGCUGGAGGAGACCUACGAGAUGCUGCUCGGCCAGUGCUGCCAGGAGACCCUGCUGCGCUACCAGGAGCAGAUCCAGAUGCUGCAGGAGCAGGAGGCGCAGCGGAGCCGGGAGAACGUGGAGCUGCUGCGGGAGGAGAGCCGGCAGUGCCGGCAGCACCUGGAGGAUCUGCACCGCCAGGGCCAGGAGCUGUGCGCGCUCCGGGAGCGGCUGGAGCAGGAGAUGCUGGCCCUGCAGGACCGCCACGGCGCCGAGGUGGAGGAGUACCAGAGAAUAAUUGACGCCCUGGAAGAAGAAAAGCAGUUCCUGACCAUGUCAAUCACGGAUUACCUGAAGGACUACCAAGAACUACUGCAGGUGAAAGCAGGACUCAUCCUGGAAAUUGAAACCUACAGAGCUUUGUUAGAAGGGGAGAGCAACCAGUGGAUUAUUACAUGGAGAGAACAACUUGCAGGGAAAUUGCCUCAAGAUAUUAUAAACACUUCAUACAACUACACAGAUAUUUACUCUACGUAUCAAGAGAGAAAUAGAAAUAAAGCUUCACCAGCUCCCAGGAUCACUGACACGAGGCACAGAAUGGCAGUGACAGACACGAGCAGCUCUGCACGUUACUCCACCCGGGUCGGAUCACAGACAAGUACCAGUGGAAAAACUUUUGGAAGAGAUGUACUUGCUUCAACAUAUCGCCCUUCAACAACUGUUUCAAAGGAUGAAAGGAUUAUAACUGACCACAAAGAAUUAAGAACAUUUACUCCAUCCUACAGUAGCUGGAAAAAGACUGAAACGCAGCAAAAGACAAUUCCGGAGAGAAAGAAAACAGAGGUUACAACUUCUUCCACGGUGUCUUUUUCAAAAGAAUCAACACAUGCUGAAAGAUCAGACAAGGACCACAAGACUGAUGCUGAAAAUACAAGAACAAAACCAGGCUUCGCUAGAUUUCCAGCUUAUGAGCUGAUUACUGAUGCAAAACCAUCUAAAUAUGAAGAAACUAUAACUGAAACUCGGACCAUAUUCAGAGAUAAAAGAGGAGGCAGCAAACCGACUGAAGAGAAAGCAUCUCUGCUGAAAGAAAAAGAUAAGCUGGAGAAACAAACAAAGGAUGAGAAAAAGAAAACAGAUGAGAAAUCUUUUAUAGAAGAAAGUGCUGGUUUUGGAAGGAAGACUGAGCAGAAAACAUACAUCCGUGAGGAAGUUAGCCAGAAGGUAUCAGGGAGUGAUAUUUCUAAUGCAAGAAGUUUGAGAAGUGAAUCAACCAAAAAAGAUACAAGUGUGAGCUCAGAAUCAAGAAGCAACAACAUCAUUGAGAUACCAAUCACUCUUGAAAGGCCUGCUCCUGACAGAGGAUCUCAGAGACAUAAAGAUAUAAGGGUACAUGGUAUUAAAACUUUCACAGGAAGAGAAGCAGAUGACCAUGUAACUGAGUCAUCUGAAGCUCACCACGUGAGGAUUUCAGAGGCAGAGUCCAGUCUGGAAGGUGAAGAGCGAAUUAGUGAUGGAAGUCACAAAAUGGGAACUCUGCCAACUGAAAAUAUAGCAGAGAAUAUUGUUGCCGACAUCCUUAAAAGUUUCACGCACUCUUCUAGUUCACAGACGUCAACAGACACCAAAGUGACCUAUUUUAAUAAGGAAGAGCAACAAGAUGAUGGGAAAAUAAAGACCGAGAUCACAGUGCAAUCCCAAGUUCAGGAAGACAUAGAUAUUUCUGAUGAAGGUAACUUGGGACGUCUGUCAAACCAGGAUGUUAGAAAAGUGAUUCGAGAGGGUGUUGAGGGAACUCCUUCCAAAGAGGAGAUAGAGGACAUUGUACAUCACGGCCUGAAGGGAAGUGAGGGGGGAAAGAACGUGUCUGUUAACGUUGAGAUUGUAGAGGAGCCACUGGAUUAUGCCACUGAUGAAAGGAGUGAUUUUUCAACACCUUUUGAAGUAGAAGAAGUGGAGGAUUCAUUCCCUGAGCGAGAGAGGCGUUACGGUGAAGAGGAACAGAACAUCACGUUCACUUAUGAAGAUGUCAAAAAGAAGAAACCGCGCCAUGAGAGUUUCACUCAUGUGGAAGAAGUAACUGAGGAAGACGACUCGCCUAUUGAACAAAAAUAUUUUGUGUCUGUUCCUGAUGAUCAUCCUAUUAUUAGUGAAAAAGAUGAUGACUCAGUAUAUGGGCAAAUUCAUAUUGAAGAAGAAUCAACUAUUAAAUAUUCCUGGCAAGAUGAAUUUUUGCAAGGCACACAGAGUAAGAGAGAGGAAGGUGUGAGCUCUCCAGAGGAAACCUAUAAAGUGGUAGGGGAGGAAGCGAGUGCCCAUAUUUUAAAAGAGCAUCCUGAAGGUGAAACAUCCCAUGUUGAAUCUGUUGUUAUUGAAAAAGAAAUUAAAAUUCCCCCUGAAUUUCAGACUUCCAUAAAAGGGCUCUUAUCCAAGGAAACAAAGGACCCUAAACAUCAACUGAAGGAAGCUCUGGAGCAGUUGGAGGGCAGUCUCCCAGAGAGUGUGAAAGAGGAGCUGUUUGCACUAACAAAAGAGCACCGAGUUGAUGCUAGUAACUUAGAAUUUGAUAUCAAAAAAGUUGAUCAAAAGGAGGAGGGUGGCUCGGUGACAAUUGUUGCUGAAGUCAAUCUGUCCCAGACCCUCAGUACUGAUGAAUUUGAUGAAUCUCAGCUCGGUGAAGUAAUUAAAAGUGAGAAGGAGAAGGCAACAAUUCACUCCCUGAAAAGAGAGAACUCAGAGAGAGUUGUUGAUGGUAGAAGCAACAUAGAAGUAGAUGCUUCUUCUCCCACUGACAAAUACACUCCUUUGGCUGAUCAAGAAAUCUAUAACUUCUCCACGACGAGGCGCAGUGGUGGCACAGGGUAUCACACCACGGAAAGAGUGAUUUACGACGGUUCGGUUUUGGAAACAGCAGAUUAUGGAGAAGUCUCUCACUCACCACAAUCAACUGAUGAGACCACAUCCACCAGGCGUGUCAGGGUUGGCCCAGCAGAAGUUCAGAGGUUCGAGCAGGUCAUAUAUGAAGGGCCCGGUUCGGAAACGCUGGAGCUCAGCGCUGCAGAAGGUCUCGUUCAGACAGAGGGGUCGUCGGAAUUCAGCCAAUCUGUGAAACAUUUUAAACUGGGCCCUAAGGAAAUCCAAACCACAGAGCAAGUGGUUUAUUCAGGCCCUUUUACUACAACAACCAUAGAAGAGAUUGAUUCUGGAAAUCUUUCCCAGAACUUCUCAACGGACUUCAACAGGUCCACGAGACGUGUCACAGUAGGAUCAAGGCAAAUAACUGAAGAAGUCUCUUUUGAAGGGUCUCUUUCGGACUCUCUGGCACUCAAUAGCUCAGAGGAGCUUUCCCAGGCAGAAGGGUCUGGGGGUGUCAGCAGUACAAUAAGGCACUUCAGGUUAGGCCCAAGAGAGGUUCGUACUGAGCACGUGAUCUUUGAAGGGCCCAUCUCCGGUAAGGUGGAGGUCAGCGGCACCAGGGACUUCUCACAGACAGAAAGUUCAGUCAGACACGUUCAGUUGGGUCCCCAAGAGUUUAUGACAGCUGAGAAGAUCAUCUACCAUGGGCCUGGCUCUGAGCACACCGAAAUCAGUGAACUGGAAGACCACACCCUUUCAGGAGGCUCGAGAUCUUUCAGGCACGUUAAAAUAAGUCCUGUAGAAACUCACGCUGAGCAAAUAGUCUUUACAAGACCUGUUUCUGGAAUGCUGGAAGAUCUUUCACAAACAGAAGGGUCAUCUGAGAGCAACAAGUCUGUAAAGCAUAUUAAAGUAGGAUCCAAGGAAGCAUCUUACACUUUUCAAAUGGAUGUUUCCAGUAUGGGUGGAAUAUCUACAGUGAGAAGUGGAGAACAAGCAGUGCUGAUAUCCAACCAGCAAGACCCUGCUGUGAGUCAGUCACAGGUCAUAGUUCAAAGUGACCAGACUUCAGAAAAUGAAAACACAAGAAGUGGCUACGUUCUGUCCAGUUAUUCCCAAGAUCAUGGUGAAAAGGUGGUGGAACAGUCAUUUUUUGAUAAAACUGUGCAGUUGCAAAGAACGGUCGACCAAAGGUCGGAUAUUUCUGAAGAAAAGAAAGUCGCUUAUCUGUAUCUGGACCAUGAAGAGGAGGAAGAUGAUGAUAAUGAUGGACAGUGGUUCUGAAAGGACUCUUUAAUGAAGCCUACUUAGCAAUUUGUUUAUAUAUAUUUUUUAUUAUCCUUUUUUUUUUUAAGAGAAAAAAAGGGAUGGGGAAACAGUCGAGCUAUUAGAUUAUUAAUAGUGGACUGAGAAGUAUUGAAUCUAAGCCUCUAUUCAGCACACUAUUUUAUUGGAAAUUUUAUUUUUGGGAGAGAUCAUGCUAUUAAUAUUUUUUUCCUCAGAGAUCUGUGUCUAAUAUUUUCAGAUUUUUCCACCCGUAGAAAGAGGAAUUUGCUACUGGGGAAUUGAAAGGAUUCUAUUUUUUCUGUUUGUUUUAUAGCACAUCAGUUUUAUUAAGUGUGUGCUCGAACAGGACUUUUCAAAUUAUUUUUUUCUUAAUACUGUAUUGUACUUGGUUACUAAAAUAUUACUAUGCAAUUCUAUUUAAAACUCGAGCUACUAACCACAAAUUUAACAGAAUGUGAGACUAAUAAGAGUGGUAGUAGCUGAUUUUUUCAGUUCCAUUUCUGUGUACUUAUAUGCAAUACCUAAUGAAUACAUUUAAGGAGACAGUUAUUACAGCUAUAAAAUUAAAUCAUGUCCUGUAGGAUCAAACUAAGAAUAGCAAGAAUUGACAGAAGUGAUAUUAUUUGUAUAGCUGGAAUGCAGUGCAGAAAAGAAAGAGGGAACGCUGAAGCAAGAGUUUCUCACAGUAUUUCCUCAUGAGAAAUAGUGAAUUUGAUGGUUAGACAGUAGUACAUUUAAUAUCUCUAAAAAGAAAACAACUUUAAAAAAUAGACUGGAUAGAAUUCCCACUGAGGUAAGGAGAACUCCUUACAGACUCAGUGGCUGUGUACAUUAGUAACCUCAACCUAUUUUGCAGUAUAUGGGGUACCUUGAUCCAAGGUAUUGCUAAAGGUAAGUGUGAAGUGUCAAAUGUGAUGACACAGUGCCUAAUUCCUUAACACAGUGAAAUGAGCUGAUGUGUGUCCUGUUAGAAGGAAACUUGUACAAAAGGCAUUGAUGACACUUAUGAUCAUUGUGUGUCAGCCCAUUCCCAGAUGAUCCUUUCUUUGUUUACAAACGAGAUGCCCUUUUCAACCCCUUGUCCUGCAAACCCAACUUGAGAUUUGAGUUUAUUUUUUUUCUUCUCUAUUCUGAAUGUAACGUGUGCCUCAGGCCACAGUUGCCUUCUACUUAAAUCAUUUGAAAAUAAGCUAAUUUCACUUGGAUUGCACAUUGGUUGAAUGAAGGACAUAAUUUAACUCUGUAAUUCAGUGACUUCAGAGUUCAGCUCAGAAUCCAGCAGAGGCCCUGACCUGGGCAGUGCUGGCAGGAGCAAAAAUAGCAGCCGAAAUAUUUUUGUCACUGGGGUAAGAAAUGCCAUACUGGACACAUGUGAGAAGUGACAUGCACAAAUGAGAAGCUGCUAUUUCUGCACACACACACACACACACACACACACACACACAAACACACAUUUCACUCCCUGUCCCCCACCUUCCCUGCAGAGCAGACACACACCUGGAUCUGGGUGGCUUUGCUGUGCCAGCCCGUUGGGUGCUCACUCCGAGAUUUUUUUUUUUUUUCCCCUGUGGUUAUGUAAACCUAGUUUUGUGUGUGCUGAUCCAUAUUAGAAUCCAGUUAAACUAUCUUAGUCUGGCAUGACUAGUCACUUUUCAGAUGCCUUACUAUUAACAGAGCUACAUUUUCCCAACCUGACUGCUGCUUUCUAUCUGAAUGUAAAUGCCAAGCUGAGGAGCAGCUCUGUGCUGACUGACGGAUCCUGCUGUUCCAGAGAUGGGACAGCUCCAUCCCUGUGUGCCUUAGUAACUAAGUUUGAAACUGUACAAAUGUAUUCAUGUUCCAAAGAUUAACUCCUGAGGUUUGUCUGCGCUGCAAAACCUUCUGAAUGUUUUCCUCAGCUUGGAUGGAAUCAUUUGUUGAAAUUGGAAGUGCCACCAACGGCUGGAAAAUGAAUGGGAAACUGAAUUGUGUAGAAGCACUAAAGUCAUGUAUCUCAGCUUAUUUAUACUGUUCACUGUGUAAUAGGUAAUAUUUUUUUCAAAAUUAUUCAUGUGUGCUCAAAAAAGAUCUUGUGCUUCCAUUUAUAAAUAGGGUGUUACUGAUUGUAAUACUUCUAGUCUCAUCCUAUACUUCUGUUUCCUUAGUUGACCAUAUGAUUUUAAAGAUGGCAACAUCUCUGUGUUUAAUAAUCAUGUCUAAGCCAGAAUUUUCCAGCUACAUGCCUAACUGCAAGCAAGCAGGUUCUGUACUUCAAGUAUUAAAUAACUACAUAAAGGAAGAAGUCAGGUCUAUAGUAAGCAACAGAGGUAAAAAUAAUCAGUGUUAGUUUUCUUGGAAUUUUAUUCUUGGCUGAAAUGGUAAAUUCUCCACAGAGAAUUUACCAUUCUCUGUAAAACAGAUAUAAAAAUAUCUGCAGAAAAUAUAUUUAGCAACCAAGAAAAAACUACUUAUGCCAAAACCAUUUAUUGGUAAGUUAUGGAAUAUUUGACAGACAUGGCCCUUAGGAACAAUAAUACCAAAACUGUGUUCUGUUUAUCUUCACCUGCUCAGAGGACUGUAAUGUCACAAAUAAACCACUGAGGAGCAAGUGAAUCAUAAAAUGUAGGUGACCUUAGCAUUGAGGGAUAAAAAAAAUUAAUUUAAAAAUCAGUAUUGUUUCCACCGAGGCAACAACAGCUCUAGAAAUUCCUUUGCACAUCACUGUCAGAUGCAGUAGGUUAUACCAAGAUAUAUUUCUACUUUGAUUGUCUGGAGGGAAAAAUUUGUUCAGUGUACUUUAGUUCUAUUUCAGAUCAGCAUUUUAAUUAAUUGUUGGAAAGCUGGUUUAUUGUAGAGAACUGGAAAUGUGCAUUAGCGUGACAUUAAACAGAUAUGCACAGUUCCUUUGCGUGGACGCUUUCCAGCUGUGAGAACAAAGUUGUCUCACUUAAAAAAGGGCUUAAGUUCUAAAAAUGUUUUACAAUAAGCAGCCCAUUUUCCACUUAGCUCUCAUUAACCUGAGACAUUCUGGCAUGAUAACUUUUGGAUAAUUCUCCCUUCAGGCAACAAAAGGUAUUUAAGUGAUGAACAGUCACAUCCUGCAGGCCCAGUGGUUGCAUGUGCAGGGCAGGGGCUGUAGGUACACAGGUUACUACUGAGAGCAAAUAUAACCUGCUGUCUGGAGUACUAACUCACCCCACAUGGUCACUUUUGCCAAGGAAUUCUAUCCUGUGGCUGAAGGGAUGGGUGAUACACCCUUAGUCAGCAUGCACUUCUGAAGCUCACUCCUCUCAGUUAUGCUUUUCAUUAAACACAAAUAAGAACUUUGCUGCUUUUGGAUUAAACAAAAUGCUUUUAAAACAUAAUUAGUACUUCAGGGGGGGUGGUGGUAUAAAAACUGUAUGCUGGUAUAGAUCAGAGGUGGAGCACUGUCUUCCAUAGUGUGUAAACCACUGGUCUAGAAAGCAAAUAGAGCACAAAGAAGGAUGUGUGAGGUACCAAGAGCUCUGUGCUGGCUGAUGUUUGUGAACAGCAGGUGUUUCAGAAGACGGUCAGAAUGUUGAACCUGGGUUUGUUGUUGUCAGCUGUGUGAAACUUUGCAGGCAGCUUGUGUUUUGGUCAUUUUGCAAUGAAACUGCGUUUUUUUUUGUGUGGUGGUACAAAGCUUUGUGAUUUUACACUUUUUCACUCUUGAGUAUUAAACAAUCAAAAUCAACGCA